AUCACGUCGCACGGCGCCAGCGCCGAGAAGUCGGCCGCGGCGUGGCUGGCGAGGAGGCUCACCACCACCGCGACGAGGAGGAAGACGGCCGGCCUCAUCCCGACGAUCGCAGGUGGGGUUUUCGCUGGACUGGGACUGGAAGGCCACGAGAAGUCGUCAGGAGCUACAGCGUCCAGUGGGCAGAGUUGCUCGCAGCUUUUGUAGGCCGGCGCCCGGUAGCAUUGUAGUGUAGCACGCAGCAGGUGAGUCACGGUGUGAGCGUGCGCAACCGAGCGCAGUGCAGGUUAGGUGAAGCACGCCUGAUGAAGGGCUGCCUGCCAUCACGAUUCUGAGUUUCUGACGAGGCUAAGGUACUGUACACAUACUGCAAGUGUAUUGAGUAUUGACGAGUAGAUUUCCAGUUAACAUACUGAAUGGUCAUGGUCUCGUACUCUCAUCGGUGUGUUCACAGUCCUAUUCAUUCUCAUAUAGGGAGCCAGAUCCUCUGAUUUUGAGGAUAUCGACAAGGGAGUUCUGGCAGAAGCCUUUUAACACAAACCAAUGGUCAAGCAGCGGCAGCCAGGCUUGCUUCUUGUCCCUAACAACGAGUAUCCCCCGCCCUGAGGCAAAGCAUCAGGUUGACGCAAACUUGCCGCGCAUUCGUUUAUUCCUCUCGAUGGUUCAAUCCCUGCAGAUCAAGCUAUCCUUUUCUUCUCAAUCUACGCCCCCUUGAGAUAAAAAUUAUACUAGCAUUUCGGGGGCUUAUAAAGACGCCCUUUCUGCAAUAGACCGAUCAGACAAAACAAGACAAGAGAUUAAUCGUCAAAAACUCUUAGAGCCAUGCAUCCUCAUUUUCCUAACGAUCACGGCAAUGAACGAGUGGGUGGUCCGUUCCAUAGGCACAGGUCGAUUCAUAGGCUUCUUGGCGGAGGAAAAGGUAAUGCUGCUCUUCUUUUCUUUCUGGACAAUUAACUUGCAUCAUUUGAAUUACCAAAGUUUCUGUCUGAAUCCAUGUGUUCAUGGAUUGCGUUGUUUGCCCCUCGCAGUGGCGGACAUUCUGCUGUGGAAGGACAGGAACUUAUCUGCAGGUGUGCUCCUCGGGGCCACGUUGAUCUGGUACCUGUUCGAAGUGGUUGAAUACAACGUAAUCCCGCUCCUUUCCCAGAUUGCCAUCUUGGCCAUGCUCGUGGUCUUCAUUUGGUCGAAUGCCGCGCCGCUCUUGAACAUACCCCCUCCAAGAAUCCCAGAAGUCAUCGUCUCUGAACAUGCCUUCCGACAUAUAGCACAGACCAUCCAUUACAAACUGGCAUACACUGCCGCUGCUCUUCAUGACAUUGCAUGCGGAAAGGAUCUGAAGAAAUUCCUCUUGGUGAUCUUUUCACUGCUAAUAUUGUCUGAGAUUGGAAGUUCUUACAGCUUCACAAGUCUACUAUAUCUCGGAUUUUUGUGUGCUCACACUUUGCCAGCAUUGUACCAAAGAUAUGAGACAGAGGUGGACCAUCUAGCUGCAAGAGGUAGUGAAGACAUCAAGAGGUUCUAUAAGAGGAUUGAUUCCAAUUUGCUCAACAAAAUACCAAGAGGCCCUGUCAAGUCAAAACCUAUAUAAGAUAUACUCCCUGAAGAUACAUCAAUGAUUCCCUCGAAAGGGAAUGAGCUAUCAUUUGAUUGCUUCCAGCGAAAAUGGUCCUAUUGUAAUUUGUACAAAGGUGUUUGAACCAGAAAAGCAAGAAGUAGCUUCAACUGAGCCUGGAGAAUUCAGACUGUCAGCAUUCAAAUGUACCUAUCAAUGCAUGGAUACAAGCAUAUUUUCAAGACUUCACAAUCAAUAUGAAAUGAACUAUAAUGUUGUAAUCUCAACAAAGCAGAUCAUUAAUAAGAAUUGAGUGGUGUUUUCUCUUUCAA
Molecule: messenger RNA, 1881 nt
Organism: Setaria italica (foxtail millet)
Lineage: Eukaryota; Viridiplantae; Streptophyta; Magnoliopsida; Poales; Poaceae
Product: reticulon-like protein B9
Exons: 4
Coding region: 851-1585 (244 amino acids)
Source: RefSeq, a predicted model, not a curated record